This is a messenger RNA of Parnassius mnemosyne (clouded apollo), 1206 nucleotides long. The record is from the annotation of a GenBank genome assembly. Lineage: Eukaryota; Metazoa; Arthropoda; Insecta; Lepidoptera; Papilionidae.
AUGCCUUAUGCUAUGAUACGACAUUUACGACGAACGGUGCUGUUAACUCAACAAAUACGUCUCGAAAGCACUAUGACCAAUCUAACUCAUGAAGAUUACGUUUUCCGACCUCCCAUAACACAAUGGAGUAACAUCAUCAGAGAAGCAGAGAAGAUUGUUGGCUAUCCGACCUCAUUUAUGAACUUAAGAUGGUUACUGAGCGAUGAAUUCGCUAAUAUGGCUGUGCAUUUGCGCAAAAUUGUUAACAGCAAUCAUCCCUUAAUGAAAACAACAAAAUCCGUAUUAUACAAUGAACACAACAAUCUUCAACCAUGGGGCCUGAUUAUAUUGCUUCUGUCCAAAGCAGUCAACCCAACAAUGCCUUCACUGCAAGCUAACAAAGUAAACGAAAGUCAAAGGCAAUUAGCAGAGUUGACAGAGAUGUUACGAACAGGACACUCUAUACACAAAGGCCUACUUAACCUACCAAUAGGGAAGAGCAAAGAUUUCGAUACAGAAGUGUUUGCUAAUAAAAUUGCAAUACUUAUUGGUGACUAUUUGUUAGUGACUGCCAAUGGAAUGCUAGCCCGUCUGAAAAACCAAGACCUAUCUUACUUAAUAUCAACAGCUUUACGUGAUUUGAGCGAAGGGGAAUUCUUUGGGCACAGGGAUUCUCAAAAUAUGCCUUUGCCUGGGAAACCUUCAAGCAUAUUAGGUGCAUAUGAAUUUAACAGUGAUACGCUUCCCUUUGAUGUGACUAAUGUGUUAGGAGCACCUAUAAAGGAGUGGACUUUACGGACAUUGUAUAAUGGUGGUAGUUUGUUUGGUCGGGGUUGUGAGGGUGCUGUAUUAUUAGCAGGUAGAGGAAGAGACAAACAAGAGAAGGCAUAUUUAUUAGGGUGCCAUUUAUGUCUAGCUUGGCAGGCUGCCAGUGAUAUCCAGAAGUUCACAACUGGCAAUAAGGAAACAUUUUCAUUAGUGAGUGCUCCAGUUCUGUUCGCCAUGAACCAAUCACCGCAGCUUUAUGAAAAGAUAGAGAAGGCACAGAAUGAUGUAAGGGAGCUCGAUUAUGAUGCUCUUAAAGAUAGUAUAUUAAAAACAAAUGCGUUAGAAGAAACUAGACGUCUAUUUUCAAAAAAUUCUGAAUUAGCAUUGAAGUACGCAGAUACCUUUGGUAACUGUGAAUCAAUCAAUACUAUAAAGAGUUUGAUUAAGACAUCAUUAUAG